This is a messenger RNA of Dinoponera quadriceps, 9170 nucleotides long. It is a transcript of the gene LRR, whose product is annotated as leucine-rich repeat-containing protein 16A-like. Gene Ontology annotation, cellular component: plasma membrane; lamellipodium. The transcript has 24 exons. Lineage: Eukaryota; Metazoa; Arthropoda; Insecta; Hymenoptera; Formicidae. Bases 205 to 4674 code for a protein of 1489 amino acids. The record is from RefSeq and is a predicted model, not a curated record. Gene Ontology annotation, biological process: cell migration; regulation of Arp2/3 complex-mediated actin nucleation. Gene Ontology annotation, molecular function: protein binding.
CUGGUGACUAUCGCGGGCCAAUAGUAGACAGGUGCCAACAUGGCUGCUACUGCACUGCCUCGUCUUAUCGUGACAUCGCCCUUUGUCCCGGCGGCGACAAAACUUUAAUUCACGCCGGACAGAUUCUGAACGGCGACGCGCGAGAAACGACAGCCUCCCUUUAAAUGGAACGGCGGACUUCAAUGGAAGACUUCAGCUAGCAAAAUGUCAACUCGUUCGCAGCUCACGAAAGAUCUGAACGAAUCGGUGAAAGCGCUACUUGGCAAGCAUGUGAAGAUACUGUUGAAAAACGUGGUGAAACUAGAAACCAAGCAGGAUAAACAGGAAAAUCGUGUUCUCGUAUUCUCACCAUGUCGCCUCUUUCUUCUAUCGGCCAAAGUACCCACAAGGAUCGACUGCCAUUUUCAUUAUUUAGAGAUAACAGCCAUAGAGUCCAAACGAGCGAAUCAGCUAUGUUUGACUGUCGGAGAACGGUAUUACAAUUUCACUACGACCAGUGUAGGCGGGGAUACCACGGAAGUAGACGCCAUGAUAGAGGCCUUACACACGGCAAUUCGAAAUAUCUUUCCCACGGUGCCGCUAAAUUACAUUAUACGAAAGAUAGAAGUAAUACCAGCUAGCAGAUUGCAAAGUAUACGAGGCAGUGAGUUGGCCAGGAGCACAGAAGCCACGAGACACACGGGUCCGUGCGGCGGUUUCUCCACUCAGUAUGCGUGCAUGUGCGACCUACACGGCGUGCCGUAUAGGGAGGAGGUGGCUUGGGACGUCGAUACGAUAUACCUGUCGCACGACACGAGGGAGCUGAAUCUGAGAGACUUCGAUCAUUUGGAUCAGAAGGACCUGGUGCCGAUCAUCUCGGCUCUAGAGUACAACACAUGGUUCACGAAACUGAGGGCGUCCCACCUCAAGUUGAGCCACGAGCCUUUGGAGCGAUUACUGCACGUAAUGCGGAGAUCCUUGUCCAUUCAGGAACUAUAUCUGGACAAUCUCGGGAUCAAAUGGGAUUUCGCUCACAAGCUGUCGUUGGCCUUAAUUUCUAAUGCUAACACGAUGCUGCAAACGAUAGAUCUGUCGCACAAUACGAUUGAGGACAAAGGAGCCUCUAGCUUGUGUGGGAUAAUAGCCAAGUUAAUGCAAGGUGGCACGCAUCUGAGCGGUCCUAUCGGCAAACUACCUAAGGGUUUGCAGAAGUUGAACCUGGCCCAUUGUGGAUUAACCGGCAAGGGUGUGGGCCAGAUAGCGCAUGCAUUAAGCUUGAACAGGAGCAUGCCGACUAGCUUGCGAUAUCUGAAUUUCUCGGAGAACACGUUGAAAGAUGACAUCAAUAAUCUGUGCAAUUUCUUGGCGCAACCUAACAGUCUAACGCACCUGGACCUUAGCGGUACGGACACUACCUUAGAAUGCUUAUUCGGUGCAUUGCUACGGGGUUGUGCAACUAAUCUAGUCCACUUAAACGUUGCCCGGAAUUCCUUUUCGAGCAAGAAGACCAAAGAGAUACCUCCGAGUUUUAAGCAAUUCUUCACGGCUACCCUCUCGUUGAAGUACUUAAAUAUAUCCUCUUGCAAACUACCGUUGGAGGCGCUGAAGCACCUGCUACUCGGCCUGGCGUGCAACGAAAGCACAGUUGGCCUAGAGCUCGACAUGAGCGGGAACAAUUUGGGCUCCAUGGGCGCCCACGUUCUGGAGUCGUGCAUUCAUGGGGUUCGAUGCAUAGCGUCGUUGGAUAUAUCGGACAGCAAUAUGGACGUGGAUUUGGCGCAAGUCGUGACGGCCGUGGGUAAAAACAAAUCGAUAAAGCAGCUGUAUAUGGGCCGCAAUACCGCCAGUAUGAAGAGCAAGCACAUAGCCGUGGUGAUGGACGCUCUGGUGCAGAUGCUUCAGGAGGACGACUGCGUGCUCCAAGCGUUGCACCUGCCCGAUUCCCGGCUGAAGGGCGACCUCUAUAAUCUGAUCAACGCUCUCGGCAGCAACACGUGCCUGCACACCCUCGACAUCAGCGGCAACCAGAUAGGCGAUCCUGGCGCGAGGUUGCUGGCGAAAGCGUUGCAGAUUAACAAUCACCUGCGGACCAUCAUAUACGACAAGAACAACAUCACGUUGCAGGGCUAUGCGGACAUCGUCCACGCUCUGGAGAAAAACUGCAGCGUGCGGCACAUGCCGUUCCCGAUCUACGAUCUACAGCCUUGCAUGAAGACUUCCGCAGAGAAGACGGAGCAACUGGCCAAGAAGAUACAGGACCUGCUACAGAGGAACGUAACGCCGUGCAAGUACAGCCAUGGGCAGGCGUUCAGAUUGCAGCAAGGAUUUCUCUUGAGCUCCACGCAACAGAUGGUCGACAGGCUCGUCGUGCAGACGCAGGACACCAUCAAGGCUUUGGCUGCUGAGAGCUGCGACGCUAAUAACGACAUCAAUUACGCGACCGGACUUAUACAGGACGCGGAUAAUUCCAAACAGUUAUUGCCAAGAUUACACGAGGUACUGCAAAGACGGGACGAAAAUAACCCGAUCGAGCUGAAGUUACACGAUAUGGCAAAUGAAAUUCACAAAGUCGUGACGGUAUAUCUACAGGAUUCUUUGGACGCGAUGCUGAAGUGCGUGAAUGAACAGUGUCCUACUAUACUCUCGCAAACAGUGAUCAGAGGCGAUGAGAGUGAGCCGAUCGCGGUGCAGGAUGAUCUUCGUAACACAUGCAAAGAGAAGAACCAAAUCAAUAAUGAAUUCAUACAUACCACCGUUACCGAACAAGCUGGCGCAGAUAUCGUUAAUAGAGUCAACGAGCUUAAUUUAGCAGUCGCAGCACAUAUAUCCGAUAGAAUUACGGAUGAAGUAAUCGAAUCAUUAUCGAGAAGCUAUAAAACUCUGAUCGGAGAUUAUGAUAGUCGAACGAGGAGCAGCACACCGGAUGUUCUACGACCCAGUGCCGGCUCGAUGAGCAGUGGAAGCGUGAUCGGUGUGACUAGCGCGAGCGGUGUAUCUAUGACGUUACCUCCUGGCAGAGCCAGUCUCGUCUCUGAAGAAGAUUGUCCACCUGAAACAUGCUCGUUGGCAAAUUCCAUUGGCCAAUGCGUCAGUGAUCAGUCGCCGAUGAAGUUGGACUACCUUAAUCUGGCGACGCCGCAUCUAUCGAAUAAGCGUAAGAGUCUGCAUGGAAGAAAACUGAGACCUAAAUCCGUGGUGGAUUCGGUGGAGGGUUUGUCCGCCGACGAUAUCCCGGAUCUCUUGCCGUCGCUGCCAAAAAGCCAAGCGGAAGCCAUCUCGGAAACUGAGCACUCGUUGACAGAGUCUCUGGACUCCGUCUCGGAAUUGCCCAAUACCGUAGGUCAGCAACUUCAGCACCUCGUCAAGUCCAGGCCGCGCAGAACGAAGACGAGAGCACCCACGAGACCGAUGUUACGGCCGGAUCAGCCGAUCGACGGUCUCGCCCUAGGCGAAGGUCUCGACGUGUUCUUCCGACCGACCACACCGACCACGCCUUUGAUAUCACCCACGAGUGACGACAGCUCUCUGCACACCUUCCCGACAGACGGCAGUCCUAAUCUGUCGUUGACCAGCCACAAGAGCAUCCCGCCGGACAUGGAGAAGAAGCACAGCUGCAACUCGCCGAUGCUGAAGACGCUCUUAGAACCAGCGCCGCGUUCACGGUCCAGCGACAAUCUGGAAAAAUUCUCACCUCUGGUCGGCAGAAGGUCUCAGGGCGACUCACCGCUGACCGCAUCGCCGCUCGCCCGGCGCAACACCACCGACAGCGCCCAGUCCCAUGAGAGGUCCACCGCGAAAGGCGACUCCUUCGCGAAGGAAAUGUGCAACAGCGGCGCGUUUAACGACGCGAGCGAUGAUUCUAAGCGCAGCACCUUGACGAACGUCUCCAGCAUGAGUCCGCGCGGCUCGCGCGACAUCGACGACAGCUUCGCGAGCACGUCGGACAGAGACACGUCGCUAACGCUGUCCAAGGAGCAGGACAGCCGCAAGAGCGUCAUGAAAAAGUCCACCACUGACACCACGGACAAGUCGUCUGUGAAGCUACGCUCCACCGGCUACGAUCUGAGGAGUCCCAUAAACGGCAGCGGCGGCGUCAAGAGCAUAUCUACCGCCGACUCGGCUAAGUCUCCGGUGCUGAAGCCGUUGGCGAAGAGCAGCGGGUCUACGAGCGACGGGAAGAGCAACGGCGCAUUGUUGAAGAACAAGCCGACCCCGCCGGCGACAGCUCCUAAACCGCGGCCGUGGAGCAUGACUACUGAUCGGAAAUCUGGUGAAUUCAGUCUGUUGAGCGACGGCUCCAGCCCGAAUACCUCGGCCGGCAACACACCGGAUUCCGGCGACGCUCUCGACGAGUCUACCGACAGUGGUGUCAGCGGUCCAGCCUCCUUGCCGCCGACGUUAUCGGCGAGCAGCACCGCGAGCUCGUUGAGUAACAACAGCGUUGAGAAGAGAUCGGUGAGGGAACUGGCGGCCAGCCUGAACAAGAGUAAGGCGGACAGGAAGGAGAACGAGCAUACCGCACCUGCAGCAUGGCGGUCGUUGCUUCAGCGUUCUGUCGACCGAGCGGACGCCAAGGUGGUAACGGAAGUGCCGAGAAUGGCUGAGGAGAGCCGUCUCAGCUUUAAGCUCCGUCGCACGUCAUUCCUGCGCGACUCAAAUUUCAACUACAACAACAACGACGUGGUGGACGUUUGAUGAUCGGGAGCGAGCGGCCGGCGAAUCGACGAGCCCCACUACGCACUCACGGAGACAGCAUCGUCUUCUCCUCUUCCUCCGUGCGCCGUGCAGAGCCGAUACACAUGGCACACAGUAACAGUACUUCACGUCUUCGUGCCAUAGGAUGGUCUCACUGUGUUCUUCUCUGUGUACAUACCGUGCGGUUUUACCAUUAGCGACAGGGUACCGAGAGUUUUUACAGUACUACGGCAGCACUAAUCUGUUGUUGUAUAAGGUGGCAUUAGAGAUCUUAUGGUCUAGUUUUAUAUGAUGUUGCGUUUUCUACGCGCACGGCCAUAUAUUUCGACUUAAUCGUCAUCGGAUACGUGUUCUUCUUCGCGAUUCACGCUUCAUACGUUUCGUUUGACGAGACCGAUUUUGCAUUUUUUCAGUAAACGCGUCCCGACCGAGUCUCUCCCUCUCGAGUCGUUGAGACUAAAGGGGGGAGGGGGUGAAACUAUACUUCCAUUUGCGAGCAACGUCUCAUUCCGUUGAUUCGAUUAAUGGAUCAGCGAUUAUUCGUUAGCGUUGUCAGUGAGAGUGGGUGUUGGCAAAAAGUUCUAUUCUUUGAGGAUUCAUUUGUAAAUACUGCAGUAUAUAUAUUAUUUGUCUGUGCAUUUUAACAGCGAGAAACUUCUAGAAUAGGCGAACCACGUUCCAGCGAGAUUAGAUAUUGUAGAGCCUCACAUACCAGUCUCAUCUUUGCGUAUCGGAUGUUAAGGCCAAAUCACACUAGCGAUUGCGGAUUGGACCGCGGUUGGCGAUUACUCAUCAACCAAUCAGAGCAAAGCAGCCACUGAUUGAGAUUAGUGACUGGGCUGUCUAGAAAAUAUUCUAUUUUAUAAUCGUCAAUUUAAUCGGCAGUGUGAUUUGAGCACCUUUCUGAGCAGCAAUGACGAUCCGAGUAGUGUGAUGCCAGUAUCACACUAGCAAUUGUUAAUUGCGUCCAUAUCUGCGCCCUCGCCUACGAUCGUCCCUUGGAUCGAAAAAGAGCCGCUGGCGAUUUGAUUGAUCAAGAAGUACAGACGCAAUCGACAAUCGCUAAUAUGAUAUGGGCUUAACGCGUCGGUUAGGAAAAAAAAAGUACAGGCGUCUUCCAAGAUCGCGUUUUCGAAGUCGUGUGACAUCAAAAUGUCGUACACGUGUGGUUCCCUUUCGUUCGAACAGAGUAUGCGGUAACGUUCAUUCCGCAACUCGCGCUCUCUUUUGUUCCCAGUGCAACAUGUGUGUCCUUAAACUGUGAUUGACUUGUAGAACUGUUCACACGUGCGCCCGUCGCAGUUUUUACUACGGUGACACAUUCUACCGUCUGUAAAGGUUUGCGUCCACGAUGUCAGGCCGAGUUGUUGGCCGGAUAUAAAAGUUACUAGAAACUGCUGGAAAUUUACUAACAUUUUAGUACCUUUCAAGCAUACACCAACAUAAGUAUUAGAUCUUGAUCCGAGAUCUAGCAUCGUGGACAUAAACCCUAAGAGACACAGAUGAAAUAUUAGUACGGGUAUCAAUGGCAGCUCUCUCGCAUCUGUUACCAUAUUGGUGCAGCUAAUGAUUCUCCUUUUACCGAACUGGAAUUAAUUAGGUGUGACGAAGCGGGACGCUCUAGCGGAUAGUCCGGUUCCGUUGCGUGCUAUCGGUCUCGAUCUUCGUCGUUUCGAUUGCAGAAGUUGUACGGCGGGGAGCGAAACGGCUUAGGCGCAGUGCAGUCCAAUGACCGUCGCCUCCAACUUCAGUGUGACUAAACCGUUUUGGCCCACCACUGUGCACAAACCGGCAUAAUAGCGUUAUCAUGUAGUAUAAUUACUAAUAUUUUCCAAUUACACAUACAUAUAAUGUUUUUUUUUAACUCAGUUGGCUACUAAUUCAGAAAAUUUACAUACACAUUGAAGCGUAUGAAAGGUGCAUACAUAUGAGAUUUUCACGCUUCAGUGUGCGUAAUUUCUUGAACUAAUGCGGCCAGUUCAGCUAGAAAGAACAAUUGUUUUUGAAGGUAAAACUGUUGCAGUUGUCAUUUUGACACAUCAUUCCUGCGUCUUCGAGCGAUUAAUAAAGAAUUUAACUAAUAUGCGUGCUAUUAAGAAAAUUUCAACAGGCUAGUUGUACGACACGUUAGGGCUGUUACGCCGGUAAAAAAAUGUGCGUAAAUCGAUCUCAGCUUUCAGUAUUGCAGCAUAACUCGACGUAACUCUUUUCUUGGAACGGGUUAAUAGGUAUUCCACGACGGGGACUCGACCCAACGAAGAUCACUUGAUAAUCGCCGUGAACGUAUAAACUUACGGAAAGUCGCGCAGUCACUUGUCGAAGAUUGGUUCAAUACUGAAAUUCCUCGCGUCGCGGGAUAUUCGGACGGUAUUCUCCUGUCGCGAUGAGAACGCACAUUCUUCAGGACGCGAGCGUUCUCGGGCUCGGUGCAGUUUUACGAUUAAUCUUGUGUCGACGAUGUGUGUAUUUGUCUUUUUAUAUAACGAUAAACAAAACGCUUGUACAUACGUAUGUAAAAAGUAUAGAUUUACGUGUAGGUAUAGGUAGUGAAGGGUGAAAGAAGUAUGUAUUAAAUAACCCGUAGGGAUUCGCGAUUCUUCGAGAAGGAACGCGCGAGAGAUAGAAAACAAUAACACGGAUUUUGAGACAUCUUGUGAAUUUUUUUACCGCUUAUCUACCAUCUCAGACCGUGUAACACAUUGACAUUACACACACUCACACAACACACACACACACACACACACACACACACACACAAAAUGGUCCCUUAUAUUAGGAGACAUGUGAUCGUUGCAUUUUAUCAUGGCAUUAAACGAAAAGAUAGAUAGAGAGAACGAAAGAAAGAGAGAGAGAGAGAGAGAGAGAGAGAGAGAGAGAGAGAGAGAGAGAGCGAGAGCAAGCAUUCUUCCUCUAACGUUAAGCGCGACCGAGUAUUAAAACUUUAAAAAACGAAAGAAGAUUGUGUGUCAAGAUGAGAAACUUGCGUGUGUGUGAGUUUAGUGUAUACCCGCGCGCCGCACAUGUGCCAGUAAGACAUAUACUUAAUCUGCGUAAACGUGACUGUUCAACGUACGUACGAAAGAUGCGUUAGACAGCCAUGUGUAUACAUGCGGACACACACGGAUCUACGUGAGACGUCAUAGACGAAACAUCCGGGAAAUACUCGAUUCAGAGGGUCGAGGAGAGAACGAAUGAGCGGGUUUGGGAAGUAACACGUUACACUCGUAACGCGUUUCACUUCUUAAUAAGCGAUUUAAUUAAAUAUUUGUCGAGUAACGACAACGAGUAUAACUGUUAAUUUCACUGUUAUUUUGUACAUAGAAGAUAACUAUCGCGAUUUUCAUGCAUGUGUAAAGAUGAUGGCAGUUAUUAGACGUCACAACGGAAAUGAGGCGAUAAUGUGUUAAAAAAGAACAGGGAAAAAUUUCCAAAAAUUAUGCUGAGAAAAGUUCACGGAAAUUGUAAUAAUUUCCCUGAUAACGUUAAGAUGUCGUAAAAACGUCUUUCAGAUAAUAAAACGUCUAAGGGACAUCUUUGAGACGUUUUCUAGACAUAUAUGUUGUUCGGAGACUCGUUACUUCUCGGUAAUGAUAACGAUAGCGAUGACGAUAAUGUGUUACACGUUUCAAUGGCUAACCAACAAUGAGUUAUUUUCAAAAGGUAACUCUCCCAAUUCCGCAAAUAACUUAAAUACAGUCUACAAUGGGCAGUAGGAGUACGUUUAUAAGAAGUAGGAAUAAGAAAUUGACCAAUCAUGUUCGAAUGCAAGAAGAAUAAUCGAUUAUGAUUGGUUAAUCUCUUACCUUUUAUACGCAUACUCUUACUGCCCAUUGUAGACCUACGUCUUAUCCUUACCUCGGUUAAAUUGUGAAAUGUCCGUUAAAGAGCCACCGGUCCUAAAGCAUACCUCUCUCUCAAUCAUGCAUACAAAUUACAUGAAGAAGGUGCAUUCUUGCUAAACUCGUAUGGUCUAUUCUCUAGGUAAACGUAAAAGAGGAGGUUUCGCAUCAAUAUUUAAUCGAUCGAUCCGACAGACGAAUAGCUACUUAAUAAACGCGUUUCAUAAUAUUACUUUUAGAGCACGCAUCUCUGAGGAUCUUCAAUCGGCCGCCUUUAGGGCGGCGUCAUAUUAUCUUUACGCGCGCACCCGCGCACGUACCUAAUUAGAUCGAUGCGAUAAUAACGGCCGAUUUUCGCCUUUCCCUUUCUCCCCCUUCCCUCUCCUCCCAUCGUGAUAUCGUUAUUACUAAAUCCAAUGAAUGGAGGCUCAUUAUUUGCACACUUAACACCGGAGAAUCGAGAACGAAGAUUAAACUUAAGGCGAUGUAAUAUAGAGGUAGAAAACGGGGAUUGUGACAACAUGAGCGAGAUCGGCGAUUACUCUCUUCGCAUCGAUCCGAAAUAUACACAGUCUCUCAGUAGUGACCAAAAAACUUACAUAUAUAUAUAUAUAUAUACACACACACACACACACACACAUAUAUAUAUAUAUAUAU